Cucurbita maxima (winter squash) is the source of this 1230-nucleotide messenger RNA. RefSeq names its product cysteine desulfurase, mitochondrial-like. NCBI's taxonomy places the organism in Eukaryota, Viridiplantae, Streptophyta, Magnoliopsida, Cucurbitales, Cucurbitaceae. Gene Ontology annotation, cellular component: cytosol; mitochondrion. The record is from RefSeq and is a predicted model, not a curated record. Gene Ontology annotation, molecular function: cysteine desulfurase activity. The transcript is spliced from 3 exons. The coding region runs from base 93 to 659 and encodes 188 amino acids. Gene Ontology annotation, biological process: iron-sulfur cluster assembly.
AACUGGGAUUUCUAUGAAAGGUGUUAAAAUCUCUGGACGACCGAUUUAUCUUGAUAUGCAAGCUACAUCCCCUGCUGAUACUCGGGUGCUCGAUGCUAGGCUUCCUUAUUAUCUCUCUCGAUAUGGUAAUCCACCACUCUCAGACGCAUCUCUAUGGUUGGGAAUCGGACCAUGCCGUCGAGACGGCUUGCUCCCAUGUUGCUGCUCUUAUUGGUGCCUCGCCUAAGGAGAUUGUGUUGACCUCUGGAGCUACCGAGUCCAAUAACAUAUCCAUCAAGGGGGUCAUGAAUUUCUACAGAGAGAAGAAAAGGCACUUGAUUACCAUUCAGACGGAGCACAAGUGCGUUCUUGAUUCCUGCAGACAUUUGCAGCAGGUGGGUUUUGAGAUUACCUACUUACCGGUUGGGUCCGAUGGAAUUGUUGAUUUGGAUAAGCUCCGUUCUGCGAUUAGACCCGACACUGGCCUUGUUUGUACUUUGUGCUUGAUAUGCAGAUAUAGAACAACCCCCUCCUCCUCCUCCUCCAGCAGGAUUGUGAUUAGAAUAAACUCUGAAUCUUACAAAUGCAUUCUUAAGAAGGUUGCAGAGCUUCACUCCCAUGGCUUUCUUAGGUGCACGGGACGUAUGCUAGCCGUGCUGCAGUAUUGUUGGUUGUCAUGAAUCCACACGUGUUAGGAUAUACAUCUAUUUCUACGAAUAUGUGUUCUAGAAUGAACAUCCCAAGUCCAUGUCGUCUGAUUUCCAAAAUGAAGUGGAACUUUGUUGGACUUAUUCCUUCUGGGUUUGCUAUUGCCUGAAAGUUUGGUCAUGAAAGGUGCAACCUUUUCUUGUUGGUCUGACUUUCUCAUCAAGGAAAAGGUUCUUUGCCCUGUGGAACUUGAAACAGUGAAGCGUUCUAUGUUCAAGGGGCUAGCCACUCUGCAGGAAGCCCCCCCCCCCCCCCCCCCCCCCNCCCCCCACACAAAAAAAAAAAAGGAAGUGAUCCUGGCUUCUAGGCGUGCUGUAGCGAAUAUGAACAUGGGUGUGGUAAAUUGAAAUUUCAGAUUUCCAUGCGGAUAAGAGCAAGAAGUGAUUGAAUGGCCAUGUCUAUGAAGUUCAAACUACUUGCCCAGUUGAGACUGUGUAGGAGGCCCAGGAGGCGCAGUUUAGUAUCCUCUAUUCUGUUUUGGACUUUCACUGUUUGGUUGUACACAAAUGAGGACAAUAAAAUUAGUGAAUGUUUUAGUGUUCC